AUGGAAACUCAGAUGUUCAUAUUUGCUAUAUCAUUCGGGAUCGGAGGAGUUCCAUGGAUUAUAGUUUCAGAGAUAGUUCCUCUAAACAUAAAGGCUUCAGCUGCAAGCGUUGUGAAUUUUAUCAGCUGGACAUUUAACUGGCUUGUUUCCUUCUCCUUCAACUUCAUAUUUGAAUGGAGCUCAUCAGGGAUAUUCUUCAUCUAUUCAGCCAUUUCUGCAUUGGGUAUAAUAUUUGUAGCAAAGAUGGUACCAGAGACAAAGAAAAGAACCCUAGAAGAAAUACAAGCUUCAAUUACUCACAUGGAGAGAGAUGAAAUAGAAGAUGGGUCGGGAACAGAGUCUUUGCUGGAUAGAAGGGAGCACGGUAAGAUCAGUAAUGGUCCGGUGGCAGCCGCAGAGGGCAGGGCGACACCAAUUCUUAUUCUUAGCAUCUUUGCCGUGACUUGCAGUUCAUUUGAUUUUGGAUGGGUUGUUGGGUAUUCAUCGCCUACGGAGUCCGGAAUCAAGAAAGAUUUGGGUCUUACUGUAGCAGAG
Molecule: messenger RNA, 534 nt
Organism: Carica papaya (papaya)
Lineage: Eukaryota; Viridiplantae; Streptophyta; Magnoliopsida; Brassicales; Caricaceae
Source: RefSeq, a predicted model, not a curated record